UGUAUUUUAUUAUUAUUUUUCAUAAAUUUCUUGUUUGAAACUAACUGCCCUCCCUGGAAUCUGUUUUGCUUUGUUUUAAGGGAUUAUUUCCCUUUCUUAGUGUUGAACAAACUAUUCUUUAAGGUUGGUUGAUAAUUGUUUGAACAACAACAGAAGUGUUCUAUAACUGCUUCGAUUGGAACCUGCAGUUUUACAUCUAUGUUACUUCACACAAAAUUCAUUGAAAAAUGUUACACGAAUAACCUAUGUAAAUGAAAUAUUGAUAAUGGAAUAUAUAUUUAAUAUCAGGGUAUUAAAAUUUUGUACAGCCCUUCCUAUCUGAUAGAAAAGGAUCCCAUGAUCCUGAACCGAUCUUACUUGGGAUCGCAAAUCCCAAGUUUGUCUAUGAAGAGCAGAUUGAAAAAUGUUACACGAGCAACCGAUGUAAAAUGAAAUAUUGAUAAUGGAAUAUAUAUUUAAUAUCAGGGUAUUAAAAUUUUGCAAAGUAGUUCAAAUUGUUGUCUCAGUAAGUAUUCGGAUAAUCUAAUAUGUCACGCUUAGAGAAUUACCAUAGUUGGGUUUGUGGUUCAGUUUGUAUCUUGGAAGUGCCUAUAAUUUAUGUUUCCUAGUUCAUUUGUAUCUUUUCAACAGGUUCUAUAAAUUUGGGAGUCAAAGGAACAAAGCAGACUCUAGUGAAAUUUUGACAAAUUUUUUUUUUUUUACGGAAAGAAGCCCACCCAAAUUUUGCAAUCCUGGCUCUGUCUCUGGUUGUUACCGACAGCAUAAGCUUCCAUGGAGAUUUCCUCAAACAACACAAACGUCUUCUGCAACUUCUGCAUGCAUGCUCAAGGGUUCGUUCCCUUAGAGCAACAAAACAACUCCAUGCUCUCAACAUCACGAUGGGUCCGUCUCCAACCCAACCCACUUUUGUCUACAAUAAUAUCAUGUCUCAAUAUUCGUCACUUGGGGAAUUGUCAGUUGCUCGUUACUUGUUUGAUAAAAUGCCUCAUAGAAACGUUGUGUCAUAUAAUAUCAUAAUUAGUGGUUAUAGUAGAUGUGGGUAUGUAGGGGAAGCUUGCAAAAUAUUUUCUGUGAUGAGAGUUUGUGGGUUUGAGCCAACUCAGUAUGCAGUUGGUGGGUUUUUGACAUGUAGGUCAUUGGAUGUUUAUCAUGGGGUUCAAUUGCAUUCUUUGGUAAUAAAGAAUGGACUAUUUGAUGUAGAUGCUUUUGUGGGGACUUGUUUGUUGGGAUUUUACGGAAGGCAUGGGUUGUUAGAGGAAGCAGUUUGGGCAUUUGAGGAUAUGCCUUGUAAGAGCUUGGUAACAUGGAAUUCACUGAUAUAUUUGCUUGGAAAUCACGGUUUUGUUAAAAAUUGUGUGUUUUUAUUUCGGGAACUAGUGAGGAUGCAUUGUACUUUGUCUGAAGGUUCUUUUGUGGGUGUUUUUUCAGUAUUGUCAUGCCAGCAAGACUUUGAAUUUGGGGAACAACUGCAUGCUUUAGUCAUAAAAAAUGGGUUUAAGUGUGAAGUUGCAGUGUUGAACUCUCUUAUAAGUAUGUAUAUGAAGUGCACUGGCAUAUUCUUGGCUGAGAAAAUUAUUGAAGAGGUGACUUUUCUGGAUGUGGUAUCAUGGAAUACUAUGAUUGGUGCGGUAGCAAAAACUGAUAGACCUCAAAAAGCAUUAGAAUUCUUUACUAAAAUGUCCAUGGAUGGAGUUUUGCCUACUGAGACCACAUUUGUUAGCCUUAUAAACUGUUGUACGCAUUUGGAGAUUCCAUUCUAUGGAGAGUCCUUUCAUGUUAAGAUAAUCCAGCAUGGUUUGGAAUCUAAUGUUUUUGUAGGUAGUGCAUUGGUUGAUUUUUAUGCUAAAUGUGAUAACUUGGAAAGUGCCCGACGCUGUUUUAAUGAGAUCUAUGUGAAAAAUGUGGUUUGCUGGAAUGCUUUGAUUUUGGGUUACUCUAAUAAUUAUUCCCCUGCAUCCAUAGUCUUACUGCAAGAAAUGCUUCAUUUAGGUUACCGACCUAAUGAGUUCUCAUUUUCAGCUGCGCUUAAGUCAUCAUUGGCAUUAGAGCUCCAGCAGCUGCAUUGCUUAAUUGUAAGAAUGGGAUUUCAGAAACACGAGUAUGUGUUGAGCUCUCUUAUAACCUCAUAUGCCAAAAAUGGUCUCAUAUCUCAUGUCCUUGUCUUUCUCACAGAUUCUGAUGGUCUUCUUGCUGCAGUUCCGUCUAAUGUCAUUGCUGGAAUUUAUAACAGAAUUGGGAGAUAUAAUGAAACUCUAAAAUUUCUUUCUCUACAUGAAAAACUUGACAUUGUAUCCUGGAACAUUGUGAUUGCAGCUUGUGCCCGCAGCGGUUAUUACGAAGAGGUAUUUGAGCUUUACAAACAGAUGCAUUUGAUUCAAGUCCUGCCAGACAAUUAUACGUUUGUCAGCCUUCUAAGUGUGUGCGCAAAACUUUGCAAUUUUUCUUUGGGCAGUUCUCUUCACGGUUAUAUCAUUAAGAUAGAUUUCAGUUCUUGUGACACAUUUGCAUGCAACGUUUUAAUUGACAUGUAUGGGAAAUGUGGUAGUGUGGACAGCUCAGUGAAAAUCUUUGAAGAAAUAAAAGAAAAAAAUUUAAUCACAUGGACAGCUCUAAUUUCUGCACUUGGACUUAAUGGUUAUGUUCAUGAGUCAUUAGAACGUUUCAGAGAAAUGAUACUCUUGGGCUUUAAGCCUGAUGGAGUAGCUUUUACUGCAGUUCUUACAGCUUGCAGGCAUGGCGGGUUAGUGAGAGAUGGGAUGGAGUUAUUUGGGAAAAUGAAAAUGGAUUAUGGUGUUGAACCAGAAAUGGAUCAUUACCAUUGCAUGGUUGACUUGUUGGCUAAAUGUGGACAUGUUACGGAAGCAGAGACAGUGAUUUCCAACAUGCCCUUCCCACCAAAUGUCAUUACAUGGCGUAGUUUCCUUGAAGGCUGCAAGACUCAUGGAGCUGCAAUGGACCAAGCAGUAGGACAUCUUUAAUUGUGAGUCAGACUAGAGGAAUUCCUUGUAACGUCUAUGCAUUGGUGGUGCUUCUUUGAGCACGUGAGUUACUAGUCCUACCUUCCAGUUUUGAUCCUUCUUUGAACAGAUCCUGUAUGAGUCCUACCUUUUGGGUGGAUUUAUAAUUUUGGUAGGUAAGGCUACUCUGAGCUUUAAACAUCGGAAACUAAAAAGAGUUGAGGCAAUGAAGCAUUGCCUUUUCCUUUUCUUUUUGGCUUGAUUUCAGGUGAAAAUACUUCUCAUGCGAAUUGUGGACCCUAUAAUUCCAUUACCAUUUCAGCCCCGCCCCCUCCUCCUUAUUUGAUUGCAAUGCUGUCCAUUGCACAAAUUUCAGGUCACCAUUGUCCUAUUGGAUAAUGUGUGUAUUUUGAGGAUGUCAUGUCAGAUGUGCUUGCAUUUCGAAGACAUCUGCAUGAGUACAGAAACAAGAUUCAAGUACUGUCAACUAAGGGUGAACAAAAGGCCUUUCCAAUGCAAUGUGUUGUUUAGCAGGGUAUGAUAAGUGUUUUAGUGGUUCCUUUCCAAGAGGUUGGCUUAACAGGGUCCUCAUUUAUGUGAAAGAAAAUUUGGUUGGUAUUCAAUUUUCUCAACCAGGGGGUUUGUCAAAUUUUGUAGAUCAGAAGAGCUACAGGUCAACAUGCAUGUUGGUGUUAUUAGUGGUUUCUCGAGUGAUUUUUUCUUAAAGAUUAAUCUGUUUGCUGGGUUUUACAGUGAAUUAGUUUGACGGGCCUAGAGUUUAGAAACCCACAAACAACAUAUCUUUGGGUUUUCACCUGAAAAGCUCAAAGGAAAAGCCUCAUACUCGAAGAAAUAGAUGUAGUACGACAGAGUGGGCUAAACUUUUCAGCAAUUGUGUAGAAAAAGUUUAAACAUCACUAGCAUCUAUCAUACAAUUAUCAUUUGGAGCCUAUCAUUAGCGAACUGUUGGGAAUUUUUAUAUAUGUACUUCUAACUAGGAAAAUGUAUUCUUUAAUUGCAAUUUUGUAGUUCGGACAACAAUGUGUUCCAAAUGACUCAUUGCAUUUAGUCAUUUCAAGUGUAAUACAUCUAAUUAUUUCAAAUAUAUUCAAUCCAAUAGUGUCAAGUCCAAA
Prunus dulcis (almond) is the source of this 4090-nucleotide messenger RNA. Its product is annotated as pentatricopeptide repeat-containing protein At3g58590. Gene Ontology annotation, biological process: RNA modification. NCBI's taxonomy places the organism in Eukaryota, Viridiplantae, Streptophyta, Magnoliopsida, Rosales, Rosaceae. The record is from RefSeq and is a predicted model, not a curated record. Gene Ontology annotation, molecular function: protein binding; RNA binding. The coding region runs from base 879 to 2978 and encodes 699 amino acids. The transcript has 4 exons.